Messenger RNA from Ectocarpus sp. CCAP 1310/34, 1011 nucleotides. The record is from the annotation of a GenBank genome assembly. Lineage: Eukaryota; Phaeophyceae; Ectocarpales; Ectocarpaceae.
AUGGGGGCCGAUUCGUCCAUCAGGCAGCUCGCGCAGUGCCUGGAGGUCGGCCUACCCUUCGACGUCCGGAAAAUUAGGGUCUGCAGCGCCUCUGCUCUUUUGGGGAAACCGGGCGUCCUUGAGUUCGCAAAAGCCAAUCGUGGCGGGGGGACCCCAGCAACGUGUGCUCAGGCCGCCGGGGGGGGACACCUUGGGAUCGUCAAGAGCCUUCGAGCACAGGGCUGCGGCUGGGAUGCAAAUACAUGCCGGCAGGCUGCCAUGGGGGGUCACCUCAAGGUCCUGAAAUGGGUGAGGUCAAACCGGUUCGGGUGGUUGACGGGCUCGAACGUGUGCACGAAGGGGCGUGCGCCGGUGCUGCCCGAGGCGGUGACUGCUGUUUCUGGACCGCGCGAAGGGGAGAUAUGGUCAUGCUUCAGUGGCUCCGGGAACGAAACUGUCUUGGGAUCUGUAUGGAUCAUGGAACGUGUGGACGGGGGGGGUCCAUGCACUGGGGCUGCACGGGGCGGCCACCUUGACAUCGUGAAGUGGGGGAAGAGGAAUGGAUGUCGAUGGGACAAGCGAACGUGUGACCUUGCAGCACAGGGCGGGCACCUAAACGUGUUGAAAUGGGCUAUUGAAAACGGGUGCGGGUGGGACAGCAACACGUUUGUGGGGGCUGCCUGGGGAGCGAACCUUCAGGUUUUGCGUUGGGCACGAGCGAACGGCUACCCGUGGGAUACACGCUCUUGUUCGAUCGCGGCCAGACGAGGGCACCUCAAGGUUCUGCAACGGCUGCGCGGAAACGGUGGUCCUGGGGAUGCCCAAACCACCAUGAAGGCAGCCGAGCGCUGGCACCAGGAACUCUUGAUUUGGGCCCUAGACAACCAUGGCGUUUGGGACUCGCGCAUUCCGCUGAUUGUUGACUCGAACAGCUAUCGCUACAUUUCUCGGUGGGCGCGUGGUUACGAUCGGGCCAUUCACAAGCGAAGGUUCAGCUUGAUAUCAAAAUGCGAACCUUGGCUAGGUGUGUAA